AAGUCUCACCUGCGGGAACCGACAACCAUGUAAUGGAAUCAUUUUGGGCGUGAAAAAUGAGCUCCACUGUAUUAUUUAAUGAGGCACUGAGGUGUUGUUUUGAAAGGUUUCUAUCUCUGCACACACACACAGGUAGCUGCUGUUGGUCUCUGCUGCAGAUCACUUGAGGUGUCAAGAAUUUACUGCAAAUUUCCAAAAGCACCUGUUGAGAGCGGGUCAGAUGCAGCCGUUGUCAUAGUGACGACCCUGUCAGUUACCUGAGUUGGUGCUGGCGACGUGGAUCCACAGGACAGCCAACCUGCUGAAGACACAGACUGGGAAAACGCUGCAGAGGACGGACACCUUUUAAUUUUACCAUGCCGAGAAAAAAGGAUACGGAUGAUAUUAACAUAGAGAUGGACGCAGAUGACAGUGACAGUGAUGAUGGCGGCAACAACAAGAGGACAAACAACAGGAGGCAGGGAGCUGGAAGAGGAGGUGCAAGGGGAAGAGGCCGGGGUAAAAAACCUGCCAGUGAGGAGGAAGACGAGGAUGAUGAAGAUGAAUCCCCCAGGGGACGCAGGGGAGCAAACAAGAAGAAGCCCGUCAAGAAACGUGGCGGUCGCAACGUGAAAGAUGACGAUGACAGCGAGGACGAGGCUCCAAAGAAAGGUCGAAAAGGAGCAGCCAAUAAGAAGAAAGGAGGCAAAGCUCAGGACAGUGAUGACGAUGACAGUGAUGCGGGGAAAGGGAAGAAGGGAAAGAGGGGAGGAAAAAAAGGAGGGAAGGAUGAAGAGAGUAAGGGUAAGAAGGGGGAUGCCAAAGGGAAGGACAAGGGGAAAGACAAUGACAAUGAAAAGAAGAAGAAGAAGAAAAAGGACGACAGUUCUGAUUCUGAUUCCAACACCAACUCUGAAGAGGAGGAGUCCAUGUCGGAGGGAGAGAUGGCCCGGCUGAUGGAGGAGGUGGAGGAGAAGAAGAAACUGAUCGCCACCAUCAGGAACAAGCCUUGGAGGAUGAAACGGAGGCUUGUACACCUGAAGGAGGCUCAAGAAUUCGUUGAUAAGUUUGAAGGAGCUUUGGGCAAAGGAAAAGGCAGGAAGUGGUACGCCUACAAAGUGAUGAUGAAAAAGAAAUGGAUCAAGUUCUCAAGGGAUUUUGAGAACUUCAGAACGGCCUGUAUCCCCUGGGAGAGGAAGAUUAAAGAGGUGGAGAGUCACUUUGGGUCAUCUGUGGCUUCUUACUUCAUUUUCCUGCGCUGGAUGUACGGCAUGAACCUGGUCCUUUUUGGUUUCACUUUUGGACUGGUGGUCAUCCCUGAGGUUCUGAUGGGCCUUCCCUAUGGCUCCAUUCCCAGGAAGACUGUCCCGAGAGCAGAUCAGGACACCGCUCAGGACUACUCUGUCCUCAUGGAUUUCCAAGGUUACUGCAAGUACUCAAUCAUGUUCUACGGAUACUACAACAACCAGAGGACCAUCGGCCUGCUGAAGUUCAGGCUGCCACUCUCCUACCUCAUGGUCGGGAUCGGCACCUUCGGAUACAGCCUGAUGGUCGUGAUCCGCACAAUGGCCAAGAACGCUGAUGUCGGUGGAGGAGACGGAGACGAAGGAGAGUUCACGUUUGCCUGGAAGAUGUUCACCAGCUGGGAUUACCUCAUAGGCAACUCAGAGACCGCUGACAACAAAUACGCCUCCAUCACCACCAGCUUCAAGGAGUCCAUUGUAGACGAGCAGGAGAACCAGAAGGAUGAGAACAUUCACCUGCGGAGGUUCCUCAGAGUCCUGGCUAACCUCAUGAUCCUGUGCAGCCUCGGAGGCAGCGGGUACCUCAUCUACUUUGUAGUGAAGAGGUCUCAGGAGUUCGCCAACAGGGACGACCUCAGCUGGUACGAGAAGAAUGAGUUGGAGCUCAUCAUGUCUCUGCUGGGUCUGGUGUGUCCUCCUCUGUUUGAGACUAUCGCUGAGCUGGAGGACUACCAUCCUCGAAUCGCCCUCAAGUGGCAGCUCGGACGCAUCUUCGCCCUUUUCUUGGGGAACCUGUACACCUUUCUGUUCGCCCUGUUUGACGAGGUCAACACCAAGCUGGAAGAAGAGGGGGCCAUUAGGAACGCUAGCCUCUGGGCCAUGAAGGAGUACUACGCCAACUACACGCUCUUCCUAAACGACUCCAACUUAACCCCCCCUCCUAUGCCCCCUGCUGAUGUCAUCAGAGGACCCUGCUGGGAGACUGCUGUCGGAAUAGAGUUUGUGAAGCUGACAGUGUCGGACAUCCAGGUGUCCUACCUGACCAUCUUGAUAGGAGACUUUGCUCGAGCGGUCAUCGUUCGCUUCCUCAACUACUGCUGGUGCUGGGACCUGGAGGCUGGAUUUCCUUCAUAUGGAGAGUUUGACAUCAGUGGUAAUGUACUUGGUUUGGUCUUCAACCAAGGGAUGAUCUGGAUGGGUGCGUUUUACGCUCCUGGGCUGGUGGGCAUCAACGUGCUGCGCCUCCUCAGCUCCAUGUACUACCAGUGUUGGGCUGUAAUGGCCACCAAUGUCCCCCACGAGAGAGUCUUCAAAGCCUCCAAGUCCAACAACUUCUACAUGGGUCUGCUGCUCCUCAUCCUCUUCCUCAGUCUGCUACCUGUCGUCUACACCAUCAUGACCCUGCCCCCUUCAUUCGACUGCGGACCCUUCAGUGGCAAGCCCAAGAUGUUUGAUGUUAUCAUGGAAACGAUCGACCUGGACCUUCCAGCCUUCUUGGGGACGCUUUUCAGCUACGCAGCCAACCCAGGACUCAUCAUACCAGCUGUACUGCUCAUGGUACUGGCCAUCUACUAUCUGAACUCAGUGUCUGAGGCCUAUCAAAACGCCAACAUGGAGCUGAAGAAGAAGAUGCAGAUGGCUCGAGAUGAAGAGAAGAACCGGAGGAACAACACAGACAGCACAAACCAGGUGAUGAAAGACCUGGAGGACCUGCUGCCCAAAGGGUCCCUCAUGGCUCCACCAGAGCCUGAAAAACCACCAGAACCGGAAUCAAGGUUAACUAAGACCAAGCCAGGGUCAGCGGGUAAAGGCGUUAAUCUGGAGAAAGAUGUGGCUCUGGCAUCGCCCAACCCCAACGCUCGAGGGCCGGUGAACCGUUCUCCUGGGCCGAGGGGAGCUGGACCGGGUCAGGGUCCUGGACGGGGUCAGGGUCCUGGUCCUGGGCGGGGUCAGGGUCCUGGACGGGGUCCUGGUCCUGGACGGGGUCAGGGUCCUGGACGGGGUCAGGUUCCUGGACGGGGUCAGGUUCCUGGGGGUCCUGGACGAGGUCGAGGUAGAGGGCCCCCUCCGAGAUAACAGUGUGAAAAACCAUUCCUGAAGGCUGUGUACAUGCCUCAGUUGAUUUUACAGCAUGAGACUUAAACAGGCACAAGGUGUUGACACUAAGUGGCAUUUCAGUGACAAAGACCUUCAUUUGGUCUGCAUAUUUCCUUACUGACAUCAAAAGUUCAAAGAAUACUGAAGGUCAUUUUUGAAGAAUACAGCUCUAUAAAAUGUUGCUAUCUUGAGCAACCCAUGAUUUGCUAUAGUUUCUGCCCUUGUGGGUCUAAAGUCAGGCAGACACUGUGCUUUUCGUUAAGCUUGUAUGUCUUGUACAGAAAUUCCCAGAUUGCAUUUUGGUCAAUGUGUUCAGUAUUGCUCUCCAAACGGACUGAAGCCUGCAUUCAACCGAUGCCUGCUCAAACAGAAUUGGUCAAUACUUCUCAAAAUGUAAACAGAAACCAGAGCGCUGUGGAUACAUACAUCUUGUCCACCUUGCCUACUAUUUAUAGAGAUGUUUAAACCACAGUGGGUAAAAUAUUAGCGUCCAUACAGUGUCUGCCUGGCUUUAGGAUAUCUGUUGGAUACAACUUGUCUUAACUUGGGUAGCUACUGGUGAGGUUAUCUGUGGUCUAACAUUAUUCUCAUAUAUCAAGAUAACUCCUUAUGUAUCCGGUGACAUUUACAAUACUGUACAUACAGAAACAUGUUAUUUAGUGAUAAUGUGUACUCAGGCUGUUUUGUUUUGUUUUACAUGUACACUGACUUUGUAAUUCAUGGUAUG
This is a messenger RNA of Notothenia coriiceps (black rockcod), 4047 nucleotides long. It is a transcript of the gene tmc2a, whose product is annotated as transmembrane channel-like 2a. The transcript is spliced from 21 exons. Gene Ontology annotation, biological process: detection of mechanical stimulus involved in sensory perception of sound; vestibular reflex. Gene Ontology annotation, molecular function: mechanosensitive monoatomic ion channel activity. Bases 357 to 3299 code for a protein of 980 amino acids. Lineage: Eukaryota; Metazoa; Chordata; Actinopteri; Perciformes; Nototheniidae. Gene Ontology annotation, cellular component: plasma membrane. The record is from RefSeq and is a predicted model, not a curated record.